Cynara cardunculus var. scolymus (artichoke) is the source of this 921-nucleotide messenger RNA. Its product is annotated as cytochrome c oxidase subunit 5b-2, mitochondrial-like. NCBI's taxonomy places the organism in Eukaryota, Viridiplantae, Streptophyta, Magnoliopsida, Asterales, Asteraceae. Gene Ontology annotation, biological process: mitochondrial electron transport, cytochrome c to oxygen. The record is from RefSeq and is a predicted model, not a curated record. The transcript has 6 exons. Gene Ontology annotation, cellular component: mitochondrial envelope. Bases 149 to 625 code for a protein of 158 amino acids.
CUCUCGCAGAAAACGAUAAUUUCCCCUACAUUUCAUUUUCUCCCACAGGAGGCCGAGAGACUUUUUCUUUUCUGAUUUAAGAAUCGAAGGGGAUUUCGCCGACGUUUGAUCAACAAACCAAACCCUAGGGUUCCGGUGGCACUGAACCAUGUGGAGACGAUUGCCUUCUCAACUUCAAAAAUUCCGAUCCGUUCAGAGAUCUUAUGGCGUUACCACUUUGUCUCCGUCGCCGGUGACUCUCCAGCCAUGCGCCUCUCUUGUCUCUCGUCAUAUUUCUUCUGUAUCAGGAAAUGUUUCUAAGAAGAGAGUUGAAGAUGUAAUGCCUAUUGCGACUGGUCACGAGCGUGAGGAGCUUGAAGCUGAGAUUGAGGGACGGGAUAUUCUGGACAUCAACUUUCCUGAAGGUCCUUUUGGUACCAAGGAAGCACCUGCUGUGGUCAAAUCGUACUAUGACCAAAGAAUUGUUGGAUGUCCUGGCGGGGAAGGCGAGGAUGAGCAUGAUGUUGUUUGGUUCUGGCUAAAGAAAGGCGAAUCACAUGAAUGUCCAGUAUGCUCACAAUAUUUUGUGUUGGAAGUGGUGGGACCAGGAGGACCUCCAGAUGGUCAUGGUGACGAACAUCAUUGAUUGCAGCUUCCACCUUUUAUGUCUGGUAGAAUAAGAAUCUGGUGACAGGGUCUGGAGUAUAUUCCUCAGCUUCAGGAUUCAAGAGAUUUUUGGCUUGCUCAGCUUUGCUUUUGUACGCCUUACUUGACAGACAUUUUUGGCCCUAUUCCCACCAUAUAUUCUUUCUUCCUCAUCUUUGUGAAUUUAUGGAUUGUUGGAUGUGUCGCCAGUUUUAAGACUUUAUGGUCUUCAUAACCAUAAACCCAUUACUCAAUUCCACCAGAUAAUAAUUAAUAUAAACCUCAAGUUUAUGUUCU